GAAAGAAAGAUGAACCCUCGUAUCAUCGUUUUUCCAAGUUUAUCACCGAACGAGAACACCGAACACCCUCUUCUUCUUGUUUGACUUUGUCACUGCUGGUUCAAAGUUACUAGAUUUGGGUACACUACGAUGGCCACGUUUUCCAUUGGGACACACACGCACUUGUGCAUGUUCCACCAUUUCCGGAACUCUAGGCUUUCACUUCAUGGCCUUCACUCUCUUCAAUCCUCGCCCCCCUCUCUCUGUAGAAUCAGAGGGCCCAGCUUGCUCCGUAAUCAUGUCUUGGCGCGUGCAGAAGAUAAGGCCAGAGGUUCCUCCACUUCUUCCCAGCAGCAGUUCCAGGACUUACCAACUGAAUCUGGAACCUGUGAUCCCCUAUGUUCACUUGAUGAAACAAGCUCACAAGAUUUUGUGGACAGUUAUAAGCCCAAGACCGAUUUGCUCAAAGCUGUUGCGGUAUUUGCAGCAGCUGCAACUGGGGCAGUGGCAAUUAACCAUUCUUGGGUGGCCGCAAAUCAGGAUCUUGCCAUGGCAUUGCUAUUUGUAAUAGGAUAUGUAGGCAUCAUAUUUGAGGAAUCUCUAGCUUUCAACAAAAGUGGAGUAGGACUUUUGAUGGCUGUAAGCUUGUGGACUAUAAGAAGUAUUGGGGCUCCAUCAACUGGUGUAGCUGUUUCUGAGCUAACGCGUGCGUCUGCGGAAGUCAGUGAAAUAGUGUUUUUCUUGCUUGGAGCUAUGACUAUUGUGGAAAUAGUUGAUGCUCAUCAAGGAUUUAAGCUAGUUACUGACAAUAUAACAACUCGAAAGCCACGACUUCUCCUUUGGGUGAUUGGAUUUGUGACAUUUUUUCUCAGUUCAGUUUUAGACAACCUUACCUCUACAAUAGUCAUGGUUUCUCUGUUGCGGAAAUUAGUACCCCCAUCAGAGUAUCGAAAGAUUCUUGGAGCCGUGGUUGUAAUAGCUGCAAAUGCUGGUGGUGCAUGGACUCCUAUUGGUGAUGUUACCACCACUAUGCUGUGGAUACAUGGUCAAAUAUCUACAGUGCAAACAAUGAAGAGUUUGUUUGUACCUUCAGCCAUUUCUCUAGCUGUUCCAUUGGCGCUCAUGUCCCUGACUAGCGAAGUGAAUGGGAAGGGACAGGAUUCUCCAAAUGUCUUGGCUUCCGAACAGAUGGCUCCUCGAGGACAGCUUGUUUUCUCAGUUGGUUUAGGGGCUUUGAUUUUUGUCCCCGUGUUCAAGGCCCUCACAGGUUUGCCUCCCUACAUGGGGAUGCUACUUGGACUAGGUGUCCUUUGGAUCCUCACUGAUGCUAUUCAUUACGGUGAAUCGGAAAGACAAAGGCUAAAAGUGCCGCAGGCUCUGUCAAGAAUAGACACUCAAGGAGCUCUAUUCUUCCUGGGAAUUCUAUUGUCUGUUAGCAGCCUGGAGGCAGCAGGAAUCCUUCGUGAAAUAGCGAAUUACCUUGAUGCUCAUAUCCAGAGCAGUGAACUGAUUGCAAGUGCCAUUGGGGUCAUAUCGGCAAUAAUUGACAACGUUCCAUUGGUUGCUGCUGCAAUGGGAAUGUAUGAUCUUGCAUCUUUCCCUCAGGAUUCUGAGUUCUGGCAACUGAUUGCAUUCUGUGCCGGUACUGGUGGGUCCAUGUUAGUUAUUGGCUCGGCUGCCGGAGUUGCAUUCAUGGGGAUGGAGAAGGUGGAUUUCUUUUGGUACUUACGGAAGGUUAGUGGCUUUGCUUUUGCGGGAUAUGCUGCCGGUAUUGCUGCUUAUUUAGCAUUACAUAACCUCAACAUAUCCCUGCCUACAACUCUAGCAGAGGUUCCUUUCCUUUCUGGUUCAUAAAUUGAGAAUUCACAGUCCAUCUGGUUCAAUUUUUGUGGCACUAAGCGGCGUAGUUUCGAAAUUAUGUAUACAUGGGGAACUCAUGGUGGAAAUUCUCAAACCGUUAAGAUUUUUGUAGACAGGAAGUUUAUGCAAUAUG
Arachis stenosperma is the source of this 1972-nucleotide messenger RNA. Its product is annotated as sodium/proton antiporter 1. Gene Ontology annotation, molecular function: antiporter activity. Bases 130 to 1833 code for a protein of 567 amino acids. Gene Ontology annotation, biological process: sodium ion transport; transmembrane transport. NCBI's taxonomy places the organism in Eukaryota, Viridiplantae, Streptophyta, Magnoliopsida, Fabales, Fabaceae. The transcript is spliced from 10 exons. The record is from RefSeq and is a predicted model, not a curated record. Gene Ontology annotation, cellular component: membrane.